GUCAGCCCAAUCCAAACCUAAAAACAAAUACAUCUCCACCAGCCCUUUUAAGCUAAACCGCGUCUCUCUCUCUCUCUGUUUGCGCCGGCCCUCCGACGCCGUCCCAUUUUCACUCACUCUCAUCAUACUAUAAAAUCUGCAGUCCGUUUCCUCCUCUACGCACCAAUCACAACAUAACUAAAGCUUGCUAUGGCACAAGGAGCGGGUAUGUUUACUGUGCCACAGACUAUUGGCAGCGUCUUAUGCUGCAAGUGCGGCAUAUUGAUGCAACCAAAUGCUGCAAAUAUGUGUGCCAACUGCCUGCGCUCUGAAAUUGACAUAACUGAAGGCCUUCAGAAGCAUGUUAUUAUCAUUUUUUGCCCUGAAUGUAACUGCUUUCUGCAACCUCCGAGGACUUGGGUCAAAGCAGAACUUGAGUCGAAAGAGCUGCUGACCUUCUGUGUGAAGAGGCUGAAGAAUUUGAACACUGUUCGAAUGGUGCAUGCAGAGUUCAUUUGGACCGAACCUCAUUCCAAGAGGAUUAAAAUCAAGUUGAAGGUCCAAAAAGAGGUUCUUCAUGGAGCAAUACUUGAACAAGCUUACACUGUCGAAUAUGUUGUGCAAGAUCAGUUGUGUGAAUCUUGUGCGAAGGUUCAGGCUAAUCCAGAUCAGUGGGUUGCUGCAGUACAAUUGCGACAGCAUGUUUCUCACAGGCGCACUUUUUUCUACCUGGAGCAGCUCAUCCUUAAGCACGACGCUGCUAAAGAUGCCAUCAGAAUUAAGCAGAUGGAUCAUGGUAUUGAUUUCUUCUUCGGUAAACGUAGUCAUGGCGUGAAGUUUGUUGAGUUCGUUGGUAAAGUAGCACCAACUAGGAGCCGUACGGAUAAGCAACUUGUGUCUCAGGACUCAAAGAGCAAUACUUACAAUUACAAGUACACUUUCUCUGUUGAAAUUAGUCCUAUCUGUCGUGAAGAUCUGAUUUGUCUUCCACCUAAAGUCUCUGUUAGUUUGGGAAAUCUCGGACCACUAGUGAUAUGCACUAAAGUAAGCAACAGCAUAGCUCUAUUAGAUCCACGGACCCUCAGGCAAUGCUUCUUGGAUGCUGAGCAGUAUUGGAGAUCAUCUUUUAAGGCCUUAUUAUCAAGCAGACAGCUUACAGAAUACAUAAUACUAGAUAUGGAGGAGGUUCAUUCUGAAGAGAACAAUGGUGGAUCAAAAUAUGUUUUGGCUGAUGCCCAUGUAGCACGCGUAUCAGAUAUGGGGCAGAAUGACCGACAGUUCAUUGUGAGAACACAUUUGGGGCAUCUCUUGAGUUGUGGGGAUUAUGCUCUUGGUUAUGACCUGUACAGUGCCAAUAGUAAUGAUUUUGAACUGGACAAAUACAGAGGUGAUAUCCCUGAUGUCAUAUUGAUUAAAAAGAGCUAUGAAGAGAAGCGCCAACAGAGACAGCGCAAGUCUCGUUCAUGGAAGCUCAAGUCUCUCAACAUGGAGGUCGACGAUUCUACCAGAGCUAGAGAUCAUGAGGAGAAGAUGAACACGGAGUACGAACAGUUCUUGAGAGAUCUUGAAGAGAAUCCUGAUUUGAGAUUCAAUCUAUCCCUGUACCGCAAUAAAGAAUACGAGCCAUCAAUGGCCUCCGUGACUGAUGGUGAGGAUGUUCCUUCUGUUCCGUUAGAUGAGCUGCUUGCAGAUCUUGAUCUAGCUGAUGAGGAAGCUGAGGAUGAAAUGGUGGAAUAACUUUGGAGUCCUGUCUAAUAUAUUCUGAAGUGUGUUUGCAGGCUGGUGUUUCAGUUGUCACUCUUCUUUUAUGACUAGUUCAUCUUUUUUAUGCAUAUUGGUUGUGCCUAGUGAUAAUCUGCACCUUCCAUUCGAUUUUUUGACCUGUUUUUGCAAGUAUCUUGUGAUGAUAAUGUCAUGCUAUUUAUUUUGGAAGAGCAAA
Salvia miltiorrhiza (redroot sage) is the source of this 1918-nucleotide messenger RNA. RefSeq lists its product as uncharacterized. Gene Ontology annotation, cellular component: cytoplasm; nucleus. Gene Ontology annotation, molecular function: ribosomal large subunit binding. The record is from RefSeq and is a predicted model, not a curated record. Gene Ontology annotation, biological process: ribosomal large subunit export from nucleus. Bases 190 to 1716 code for a protein of 508 amino acids. Lineage: Eukaryota; Viridiplantae; Streptophyta; Magnoliopsida; Lamiales; Lamiaceae. The transcript is spliced from 2 exons.